Messenger RNA from Colletotrichum chrysophilum, 627 nucleotides. RefSeq lists its product as uncharacterized. The transcript is spliced from 4 exons. Lineage: Eukaryota; Fungi; Ascomycota; Sordariomycetes; Glomerellales; Glomerellaceae. Bases 1 to 627 code for a protein of 208 amino acids. The record is from RefSeq and is a predicted model, not a curated record.
AUGCCUGAAUUCGUCCCACCCAACGUCAAGUUCGAGAUCGACGAUUUGGACGAAGAAUGGACCUAUUCUCGUCCGUUCGACUAUAUCCACAGUCGAACGAUGAACUCUUCUAUCAACGACUGGUCACUGUACCUCAAAAAAGUUUUCAAUCACCUUACGCCAGGCGCAUACUUCGAGCUUCAGGAGGCCGACCUCUUUCCCACGUCAGACGAUGGGACCUUGAAGGAUGACUCCCCGUUGAUGAAGUGCACAGAUCUGAUGUACGAAGCUUCUGUGAAGUUUGGACGCCCAUUUCAGCAGAUCCCGCCUCUGAUUAGAAUGAUGGAAGAUACUGGUUUUGUUGAUGUCAAGUUGAAUAGGUUCAAGUGGCCGACAAAUUCCUGGCCUAAGGACCCUAGAUAUAAAGAGCUAGGGAUAUGGGCCAACGAAAAUUUGACUAGUGGUCUCGAGGGGUUCUGUAUGGCCCCUUUCACAAGAGCCCACGAUUGGACGAGAGAAGAGGUCCUAGUAUUCUUGGCCGACGUCCGUAAGAACAUGAACGAUAGGUCUAUCCACGCAUACUGGCCCCUCUGGUCGGUCUAUGGCAGAAAGCCAACAGAAGAAGAGGCCGGGGCGACGGAGAGCUAG